Molecule: messenger RNA, 1893 nt
Organism: Cottoperca gobio
Lineage: Eukaryota; Metazoa; Chordata; Actinopteri; Perciformes; Bovichtidae
Product: prostate stem cell antigen-like
Exons: 4
Coding region: 1-387 (128 amino acids)
Source: RefSeq, a predicted model, not a curated record
AUGCCGCAAAGCCUUUCAAAGUUUGGGCAGUGGAAGAAAGUAAGACAAAUUAUCUCCUGUUUGAGCUGUUACACCUGUGUAUUCCCGGCCAUCUCUCCUCUGGACUGCUUUAAGUUUCCUCAGGAGUGUCCAACUGGGCAGCGCUGCCUGUCCAGUACUGCUACAGGAAGACGGGGCUCUCUACAAGUGACGAUGUACGAGAAAAGCUGUGCAGUCCUGGCCCAGUGUGGAGUGAGUGGACAGAAAUACGCGUCUGGCCUCUACUUCAACUACACCAACGUCUGCUGCGACACAGACCUGUGUAACGGGGCAGCGUCCUUUGCUGCCCUCAGCUGGGGAGGAGCAGCUCUCUGCCUGCUGCCUGCGCUCUCUCUGCUGCUGGCCUGAACGUCAGUGACCUGGACAUGACGACACUCAGUGGUGGAAUGUAACUAAGCACAUUUACUCAAAGUUUUGAGGUACUUGUACUUUACUUGAGUAUAUCCAUUUUUCUUUAUACAUUAACUCCACUACAUUUUGGACGCCAACUUAAAAUAUAAACUAAUACAUUAAGUUGCAUUAUUAUAAGUCACUACCCAGCAGUAUAUAGUAAUUUAAUGAGCUCCAACUUUACCAGGGAACAUGUCGUAUGGUGCACUCAUAUUAUCUGACAUUUUCCUACCCAUAGUAUCCAUUUAUCUUUUUAAAAAGGCUCAAAAUAAAGACUACAUUUUUUAAAAUACAAAAUAUGACAAUGUGAAGUAGCUUACAAAAACAAUUACAAAUAUGCAAUAUCACAAUAUAUUGUCAAAAAAUAAAAAACAUAACUUAAAAUAUAAACUGUUAAGACAAUCUCAAGGCGAAGUCUAUUUAGUUGUGGUUCUGGAACUUUCAUAUAUCACAUGGUCUUCAUCAGGAGAUAAGAAUUUGCUCAGUUCAGAUGAUCACAUUUAAAAAGCUUUCUGGGCACUUUGAAGACUUCUUGUCUAUUCAAACAGUUGGUUAAUAGUUCAUACUUGACUUUGGAAACAGCAGCUGACUAAACAUUCUCACCUCAUCAAACGGCUGUUCUGGUUAUUUUGAUCUUAUAUUACACGAUCUUCAACAAAUAGAUGUUCCAGACUUUCAGAUUAAAGUUCAACUAUUCGUUUAGUCUCAUUUCAUUUCUAAAUUGAAAUGAGACUGCUUUGAACUUUCACAACAAGAUGGACCAGAAGUCUUAAAAAGAAAAAAAAAAAAAGUGGAAAUUUGAACGUCCACAUUUCCAUGUCAAACGAGACAAACUGCCUAAAUGGAUGUUAAAGUUUGAAACUCAAAAUACGUACAUACCGUUUCAAUUUUAGACGAUAUUCUUAGUUUUGUCUGACCCAAUACUGAAACUAGUAAAACUUUAAAUAACUAAUGAAGAGAUUCCUUCUUAUUUGUGCUCCAUUUGAUAUGUAUUUUCUGUGUAUGUAUACAUUCUUUAAUUACCGCACUGACAGCAUGUUUACAAUCAAGCUUUGCGCGUACCGCUUGUACGGACUAGUGAGGUUGUAUGUCUUCAUGUCGUUCCCCUACAGAAUGGCUAAAAAGUAAAAAAAAACACACAUCCGUCACUGCUUGAUUUAUUAUCAAGAUAUUUCUUUAUUGGGAUAUUAAUAAACGUGUCUUUGUAAAGGGCUUCGAAGUACAAAAUACAUUUCAGAUGUGUUACUAGUUUGAUUGUCUUCAUCGAUUAUUUGAAUCUACUGGUUUAGUGUCCACACCACUGUUUGGAUCCUGUGGACUUUUAAGUGCAACUGCUUUUGACUACCUGACAUGAAAAAGUACAAAAUAAAAAGGUUAAAAUAUUUGUAGGGGAAGGCAUAGGGGUGGGAAACAAAGUAAAAAGCACAAUACGAGUCUCAAAACAAAAAGAACACAUGUCAUGAA